UAACAAUCACUAACUCAACAUUUUUCCUAAAGGCUAAAUCUGCAAAUAUGAUGAAGAAAAAGGAAGGGAGAAAAAAAAAAAAAAGAAUUACUUCAUCGCAUACGCCGACCCCUUCCACUAGUUAGUCAAUUGGUCUUCUGUGUACCUCGCUCAAGAACAAAAGUGGGAAUUUUUUCCUGUACCGAGGUAGGUCAUGGAGGAGCUAAUUUUCGUCUGCAUAGGUUUUCUUUCUUGAAUUUUUUGUUCAUUAGGUUGGUCCAAGUUGCAAAUAUGAUUUAUUCCAGCGAUUUUUAAUGGUCAACUUAGUUAAAAGGAUAUUUUUUCCUAUAUUCGACGCAAAGGCUGUGUAGUUUUUGUUUUUUUUUUUUUUUUUUUUUUGUUUUUCUAUUUGGUUCCGGUCAGUUAAAUCAGCAUUUCGGAGAUUUUGAUGAUGCACUUGCACUUUAUGUGUGGAAUAAGAAAGUGAAGUACAAUGAUGGAAAAUGGAAAUUGGGUUUUCGUUUAAACUGGUUCAAUGGUGGUUGCUGAUGCCAAAUCUGUAGCAUUACUAUUUAGCACGAUUUGAUCAAGCUUGGUGAAGCAGAGUUCUUAUUCAUUCUCAUGAGUCCGAGUUGAAUCUCGGUUUUCUUUUAGGUGCUACAGCAAACUUGAGGGUUUCUAGGGUUUAGAGGCACGAAAAUGGAUAGUUCAGGUUUGGGAGGUGGAUUUCUGUCAGGAAAUGGGGGGUUAUUAGAUUUAGAGUCUCCUAUACGACGACCUCAAAAAACCCAAUUGGUUAAUCCCUCAUUGACACAACGCCAUCAGUUGAACAUGAUGAGUAAUUUUGAAGGUGAUCACCAGUCCAUUGGGAUUUUGGACUCGAAAAGCUUGGGACAGAAGGAUUUAUUGAUGGCGUUUAAUAGAGGGAAAGCUAUUGCCUCUGCUUGCAUUACAAACAACUACACGAGUGAAGAAGAUGAGCCAAGUUAUACCGAGGAUGGUGAGUGCUCUGAGUUUUUAAAGGGCAAAAAGGGCUCUCCAUGGCAAAGAAUGAAGUGGACAGAUGAGAUUGUGAGGCUUCUCAUAGCAGUGGUUGCUUGUGUAGGUGACGAUGGCGAGGCUGGAAUGGGAUCGAAGAGAAAAUCUGGGAUUUUGCAUAAGAAGGGAAAAUGGAGAACAGUGUCAAAGAUUAUGCAAAGUAAGGGGUGUCAUGUUUCUCCACAGCAGUGUGAGGACAAGUUUAAUGACUUAAACAAAAGAUACAAGAGAUUAAACGAUAUCCUUGGGAAGGGAACCAGUUGUAGGGUUGUGGAGAACCCUGCACUCAUGGACUCAAUGCCUCACCUCUCAAGUAAAGCCAAGGAUGAUGUAAGAAAAAUAUUGAGCUCAAAACACUUGUUUUAUAAGGAAAUGUGUGCUUACCAUAAUGGACAAACAAUUCCUGGUUGCCAAGAUGUUGAUUUCCAAGGUAAAAUUUUGCCUGCUGCAAAUUUCUCCAAAGGAAAUAAUGAAUCAGAAGAAGCUGAGGAUAGUGAUAGUGAUAGUGACAGUGGUGAAUCAGAUAAUGAAGAUGAUCACUCUCCUGCGGAAAAUAGAUUAUGGUCGUCUGAAUCUCGUGGCAGGGAUAAAGUGAGUGCAGAUGAUGGUCCUCUUUGGUCAAAUUCUGUUGGAAAAAAUGAAUUUGAAGGUCAAAUUGAUGUCUUUCUUUCAGAUCCAACAAAGUCCCAAUGGGAGCGCAAAGUGUGGAUUAAAAAACAGAUGCUACAACUUCAGGAGCAAUGUAACAGCUUCCAGGCUCAAUCUGUUGAACUUGAGAAACAACGUUUCAAAUGGUUAAGAUAUUGCAGUAAGAAAAAUAGGGAUUUGGAAAGAGCGAGGCUUGAAAAUGAGAGGAUGAAACUAGAUAAUGAGCAGAGAGUACUGCAACUGAAGCGGAAGGAAAUGGAACUAGAAUCGAAAAGGUCUGAUUCAGCCGUUGGCCCAAUCCUUGCCUUCGAUAGAAUUCAAGGGAGAGAGCAACUUGAUUUGGGUAUGCAUUGAAAGCAGACGAAGAACUGAGAAAACCAUCUAUAUUUCAGAGCUGUUGGUUUGCAUGAGAUUUUGUCUAUCAUUGUGGAACGAAUCCUUUAAGCCAAAUGCUUGUUAUCAUGCUAACCUUGUAAGCAUGUGUAUACUUCUAUUUCACUUUAGGCUGACCCUUCUUGUUGGCCCUUGGAACUUUCUGCUGUAAAGCUCAAUGAUUAAUGUUUAAGUGGCUUGGUUUUCAUUUUCUACAAAAUUUCUUCUUUCAUUUUUCAAGGAUAUAAAUUUGUGUGACUAUAUGGAUUUAUGUUAACAUGCGAGUCUGGUGAACUGCUUGUUCUGAGAAUAACGUCAAAUCUCUUGCUCCCUUCAUGGACAUCCGAGAUUCUCAGUUUCGGAGAUCACAGACCUUAUUAAAGCUAUCAACAAGAGAAGACUCCCUUUGAAAAGUGCUUGGACGACAAAAUCAUGGCCAUGGAUAAACUCUCCACUCUUCUUUCACUGGUACCGGUUUUGCUGAGAAAAAUAUCUACUUCUGCCGUAGUACCUACCCUCUCCUUCAUUAUUUGAUACAUCAUUAAGUGUAUUUUAUGGACCCAUACAAUUCUUAAAAUAUUAUCUCUGUGAUAAAUAAUGAAUGGAGGUAGUAUUUUCAUA
Molecule: messenger RNA, 2658 nt
Organism: Cucumis melo (muskmelon)
Lineage: Eukaryota; Viridiplantae; Streptophyta; Magnoliopsida; Cucurbitales; Cucurbitaceae
Exons: 2
Coding region: 679-2019 (446 amino acids)
Source: RefSeq, a predicted model, not a curated record